AUGGCGCAGGUGAAUGGGGUCCCUCGUCCUGGGGCCGCCCUGGGCCAGCCCUGCAUCUUCAAGUCGGUUCUCCUGGGCAGCGGCUCUGUGGGCAAGUCCAGCUUGGCUCUCCGGUAUGUGAAGAACGACUUCAAGAGUAUCCUGCCCACUGUGGGAUGUGUGUUCUUCACCAAGGUGGUGGACUUGGGGGCUGUGUCUCUGAAGUUUGAGAUCUGGGAUACGGCUGGUCAGGAGAAGUACCACAGCGUCUGCCGCCUCUACUUCAGGGGCGCCAACGCUGCGCUUUUGGUGUAUGAUGUCACCAGGAAGGAUUCCUUCUGCAAAGUGCAGCAGUGGCUGAAGGACCUGGAGGAGAAGUUCCACUCUGGAGAAGUCGUGGUGAUGCUGGUUGGCAACAAGACAGACCUGGAAGAGGAGCGGGAGGUGACCUUGGAGGUUGGCCUGGAGACUGUCAUGUCUCAGGAGGGGAGAUAG
Molecule: messenger RNA, 474 nt
Organism: Rangifer tarandus platyrhynchus (Svalbard reindeer)
Lineage: Eukaryota; Metazoa; Chordata; Mammalia; Artiodactyla; Cervidae
Source: the annotation of a GenBank genome assembly